Messenger RNA from Penicillium cosmopolitanum, 1833 nucleotides. RefSeq names its product putative RNA exonuclease Rex3 (gene rex3). Gene Ontology annotation, cellular component: nucleus. The transcript is spliced from 3 exons. The coding region runs from base 1 to 1833 and encodes 610 amino acids. Gene Ontology annotation, molecular function: exonuclease activity; nucleic acid binding. Lineage: Eukaryota; Fungi; Ascomycota; Eurotiomycetes; Eurotiales; Aspergillaceae. The record is from RefSeq and is a predicted model, not a curated record.
AUGUUUCAACCACUCGGUCUAUUUGCCGAAAUACCUUGUCCUCGGGGUCAAGAAUGUGAUCUUUUCACAUGCAUGUUCAACCACGAUAAGUGCACCCUAGCGACAGCCAGCAGGCCCUCUAACGCUGCCGCCAUCCUCAGCGAUGAAAGUGGGCAUGUCUCUAAGAAGCAAAGAUUAGGCGAGGUCAACUCAGCUCAGAGGGAUCCCUCGACUUCUCUCGGAAAUCAGCAAUAUCCGAAGCUACCAACGAAAACUCCCUUGCCGACAUUGAGUUCAAAACCUCAAUCUCAAGGCACUCGCGGCGACGGCGUUAAGCUGCCAUCAGCCUCUCGAAAUCAGCAACACGGCCCCCUCUCCAGGAGACACGUCAAAGAAGCUCCCCCCCCUCGAAAAGUGCGGAAAGAAAGCUUGAAUCCUCGUAUGCUCACCAAAGCUCCAGCUACCCAUGCCGUUCGAUCUGCCAUUUUGGAUAAGCUUCACGGGGCUAUGUCGACGCUCAACACGAAGUUGGUCAGUUCCAAAGAUGAAUCAAACAAGUGCUUUGUUCUCAAUCGCGAUGAACUUGUGACUAUGGCCUUGGAUGAGGAGGAAAAAGUGGCACGAGAUAAUUACAGUGUUUAUUCCAACAUUAUCAAACUCCGAAUUGUCAAAUUGACAAAGAUGAAAUUGGAAGAUUGGACCGAUGAAGUGAAGACCCAUCUGAAUACCCGCUAUUACAAGAUCAAGCCCAUUGAGCCCACCCAAGCCGCCCCAACCUCACCCCCCAUUGACACCGGCCUCUCCGUCAAAGAGGAAAUAGCCAUCGCUACUCAUCUCAUUACCUCACUGGACGGCCUCGAAGAGUAUGGCUAUGUCACAAAAGCACCUUCAGAGGCAGCCAUAGAAACAGCCAAGCAAGGGGUUUCCGAUUCAAAAGGCUGGGAGAAAUGCGAACGAUGCGGUGGGCGAUUCCAAGUCUUCCCCGGUCGCCGCGAAGAUGGGGCAUUGGCGUCUGGGGGCCAGUGUACUUACCAUCCCAGCCGGCCAUUUCAUCCUCCUCGCAAGAGGACCGACAAUGUUACUGGUUCCUCAGAGACAUACUUUCCCUGCUGCAGCGAAACUGUGGGUACCUCAUCCGGAUGCACCAAGGCCAACACACAUGUUUUCAAAGUAUCAGAGACCAAACGACUGGCAUCGCUCAUUCGCCUCACUGCUGUCAGCUGGCCAGAAGGCCGGGAGCUACUCGAUGUCCUCGUCAAGCCUAUGGGAGAGGUGUUGGAUCUGAACUCGCGUUUCUCGGGCGUCUUUCCUGAGCACUAUGCCUCCGCUGUGCCCUACGGGAUCCCAAUACCUAAAGCAGCUUCGUCAGAUAGUCAACUGGAGAAGUCCAAAUCGAUGCAAGUUGUCGAGUCACCGGCUGUGGCACGGGAACUUCUAUUGAACCUUCUUCAACCGGAUACGCCAUUGAUCGCACAUGCAAUAGACAACGAUCUCAAUGCUUGCCGGAUCAUCCACCCCACCGUCAUCGACACGGUGAUUCUCUACCCCAACCCGGCCGGCGGUCUCCCUCUCCGCGUUGGUUUGAAGGCUCUUGCUCGCAGAUUUCUGGAGCGCGACAUCCAAACCGGAGGGAACCAAGGCCAUGAUUCUAAAGAGGAUUCUAUCGCAACGGGAGAUCUUGUGCGAGUCAAAGUGCGGGAAUUAUGGAAGCGUCUUAAGGCAAAGGGAUGGAAAUUUGAGAAUAAUGAACUGAUCCCUCCAGCAGGCGAAGACACUCAAAGUCUCCAAGCACACAAGAUAGGGAUAAGCGUUAGUCCUGGUGCUGGAUUUAAGAGAAAAAGGCCUCCCACCUGA